Molecule: messenger RNA, 231 nt
Organism: Racocetra persica
Lineage: Eukaryota; Fungi; Glomeromycota; Glomeromycetes; Diversisporales; Gigasporaceae
Source: the annotation of a GenBank genome assembly
GCUAUGUUGUUAGCCCUGACGGUGUAUCUACUGACCCCCCCGAAAGGUGGAAGCUAUUCGAAACCGCCUUUCAGGCCUUAAAAGAAAAGCUCACCACGGCCCCCGUCCUUGUCUAUCCUAAUUUUUCACAAGAGUUUUUGCUUUUCACGGACGCUUUGGAAAUCGCUCUUGGUGCAAAUCUUUCCCAGAGAGAUUUGCAAGGAAGAGAAAGGGUCAUUUCUUAUGCUAGUC